ACAUGUGAAUUGUGCAUUCAGUGUGAAACCGCGCUUGCAACGAAACGGUCGGACUAAAGCCAAGCAGGAAUACGAAAACUAAACGCUGGUCGAUAUACGAAAGCAAUUCAAUUAUUCUCUAAAGUUUGAGUCUUCAAUAAAAUUACUUAUCGACGUAGACUGACGCUAAUUGCCGAGAUGCGGUUGCUUCCGUUGGCAGCGCUGCUGUUAUUGUGUUUCACGCUAACUUAUGCAGUGCCACUGCCUGCGCAGGAUGAGUCCUCAUCGUGGGCAAGCGAGGAGAGUGCGGAGCAGAAGCAUUUCAACUUGGAGUCUAACGUUGAUUCAGUUGAAGAAAUAGGCGCUGUUGACAGAGAGUCAGACGAAAGUCAAUUUGGUGAUAAACUAUUAAAAAAACGGUCACCAGAUGCAAUUCCUGAUGUAGACCUGUGUAACCACUACCAACAUGCCAAAGAUAGUUACGAAGUUAAAAGUGAAGAUGCAUAUGAACGCUAUUACCACAUCGAGAAGCCACUAAACAGUGAAGUUCGUAGAAAGCGGCAGCCUGUUGAUGACAACAGUUCGUCACAGGAAAAUUCUUCAGAAGAAAAAGGCAAACUAGGCGCUGCAGGAGCGAGCGAAGGAGAAGGUGCUAAAGGAGCUGACGCAGAGCGUAGAAAACGUAAAGCCGACGACAGUUCAUCAGAGGAAGAUUCUUCAGAGGAAAAAGGUAAAUCAGGCGCUGCUGGAGCGAGCGAGGGAGAAGGAGCUAAGGGAGCCGACGGAGCGCGUAGGAAACGAAAAGCCGACGACAGCUCCUCAGAGGAGAAUUCCUCGGAAGAGAAAAGCAAACUAGCCGCAGCAGGAGCGAGCGAGGGAGAAGGAGCUAAGGGAGCCGACGGAGCGCGUAGGAAACGAAAAGCCGACGACAGCUCCUCAGAGGAGAAUUCCUCGGAAGAGAAAAGCAAACUAGCCGCAGCAGGAGCGAGCGAGGGGGAAGGUGCUAAGGGAGCCGACGGAGCGCGUAGAAAACGAAAAGCCGACGACAGCUCCUCAGAGGAGAAUUCCUCAGAAGAGAAAGGCAAGCCAGGCGCAGCUGGAGCGAGCGAGGGGGAAGGUGCAAAAGGAGCAGAUGGAGCGCGUAGAAAACGAAAAGCCGACGACAGCUCCUCAGAGGAGAAUUCCUCAGAAGAGAAAGGCAAGCCAGGCGCAGCUGGAGCGAGCGAGGGGGAAGGUGCAAAAGGAGCAGAUGGAGCGCGUAGGAAACGAAAAGCCGACGACAGCUCCUCAGAGGAGAAUUCCUCAGAAGAGAAAGGCAAGCCAGGCGCAGCUGGAGCGAGCGAGGGAGAAGGUGCAAAAGGAGCUGACGGAGCGCGUAGGAAACGAAAAGCCGACGACAGCUCCUCAGAGGAGAAUUCCUCAGAAGAGAAAGGCAAGCCAGGUGCAGCUGGAGCGAGCGAGGGAGAAGGUGCAAAAGGAGCUGACGGAGCGCGUAGGAAACGAAAAGCCGACGACAGCUCCUCAGAGGAGAAUUCCUCAGAAGAGAAAGGCAAGCCAGUCACAGCAGGGGCGAGUGAGGGGGAAGGUGCAAAAGGAGCCGACGGAGCGCGUAGGAAACGAAAAGUCGACGACAGUUCCUCAGAGGAGAAUUCCUCAGAAGAGAAAGGCAAGCCAGGCGCAGCUGGAGCGAGCGAGGGGGAAGGUGCAAAAGGAGCAGAUGGAGCGCGUAGAAAACGCAAAGUCGACAAAAGUACAGUUUCAGUAGAAACAGAUAGUGUCGUCUAUGGUUUAGACUCUGAGGAAAACAGGGAGUACAAUGAAGUGAGUGAAUUAAAAAAGGAUUCAUCUUUAGAGGAUUACGUACAGGGUUGUGAGGUGAUGGACGUGGACUCCGAUGAAGCUAACGAGACGACCUACUUCGAAGAUAGACGAAAACGUUCAGUGGAGAGCAAAGAAAGUGCCGAAUUAGUUAAAAGCGCUGCAGUUGAUUCUGAACAAAGUAAUAAAGAUGACGCAAGCGAAGCAAGCGAUGAGAAACAGGAAGACGGAAGCGAGUCCUCUGAAGUAUCAGAUAUAAAUGCUCUAAUUCUAGAAAGACGACGACGUGCGGUUAUAUCUAGUGAAGAGGCUGUUAAAGUAAGCGCUAAAAAAGGCGAGAAAGAUGCUGAAAAGUCCAAAAGCUGUGGCUGCGGCAAAUCCAAACGUGCCAUCGAAAACACAAACGAGUCGAAAAGUAACGAAGACAGCAAGCAAAGUGAAAAAAAGUCAGCCGGCUGUGGUUGCAGUGCAAAACCUAAAAACUCUGAACAAGCAUAAGGCAGAAACUAUAAGCGAGACGUUAAGGCCCGACAAAAUGUGUGAAAAACGAAAGAAACUAUGAGCAGGCCACCAUUUUGGGCCUGAACGAUUAGCUGCGUUUUAAAUUCAGUUGAUUCUGUAUGUCUUAAAUUCUUUAUAGUUUUUUGUAAAAUAAUAAAUUAUAUGUCUCAACUAAUUUGUUGUAUAAAAGAAAAAAAAAAACAAAAAAAAAAAAAAAUUAAACAAAAUAUAAAAAUUAAAAAUAACAACACAGAUAAGACGCA
Molecule: messenger RNA, 2561 nt
Organism: Anastrepha ludens (Mexican fruit fly)
Lineage: Eukaryota; Metazoa; Arthropoda; Insecta; Diptera; Tephritidae
Exons: 1
Coding region: 178-2295 (705 amino acids)
Source: RefSeq, a predicted model, not a curated record